Rhineura floridana is the source of this 2262-nucleotide messenger RNA. Its product is annotated as U11/U12 small nuclear ribonucleoprotein 48 kDa protein-like. Gene Ontology annotation, cellular component: cytosol; U12-type spliceosomal complex; nucleoplasm. The transcript is spliced from 9 exons. The record is from RefSeq and is a predicted model, not a curated record. Lineage: Eukaryota; Metazoa; Chordata; Lepidosauria; Squamata; Rhineuridae. Bases 412 to 1353 code for a protein of 313 amino acids.
CCUGAGGGGCUAUUGGCAUGCAUGUUAACAACUCCCCAGAGAAAAAAGCCUGGGAACCUCUUUUCCCCAACGCCACCUCCACAAUUCAAGGAUUAUCCUUAUACGGCCGUGCUGCCUCCCUCUCUCUGACGCCUCUACAGGGGGAGCCGCAGGUAUCGCGAGACUUCUGUCCAACUUCUCGUAGCCGUUGCCUGCUUAAAAGAAAAAGCAGCUACUUCGAUGGCGUCUGCAGAAUUGGAUUAAUUCAUAUAAAGCCUUCGAGAUCAGUUUCUCCCUCUUUACCGCGUUAAACGCCGUGAGCGACGGAAAGCACGACGUCGUUUUGCCAUGAACAAAGAUGGCGUCUCUUUGUCGCUGAGUUGAAGUUCCCUGAGUUUGGAGCCAAUUGAAGCGGGGCUGCCGUUAAUAAGCAUGGCUGCCAUCGCGGAGGCCUGUGAGGGAAACAUGCCUCUUUCCUUCGCGGUGUGGCUGGGGAAUCCGUGCGAGAGAGUAACGUGCCCUUAUGAUCCUAAUCAUCAAAUGCCCAAGUCUUCCCUGGAGAAGCACAUGGUGUCCUGUAGGCUGAGAAAACUGGAGUACUCUAAAGAAGAGGAGGCUGAAAUGUAUGACUCCACUUUUUUCUAUGAGAAGGCAAAGAUACCUAGUGUACAAAUGGACAAGAAUUUACAAUUUUACAUUAUUAAAGAGGCCACUACUAAAGAAAGGGGAAGUUGUUGUCCAGGUGCUUAUUCCUCCCUGCCUGCUGAAGUUCCACUAAACCACAAGCGUUACGUCUGUGACCUGACACAAGCCGACCGCCUUGCGAUCUAUGAUUACGUCCUUGUAGAAACAAAGAAAUCAAGAUCCCAGCUGACAGAAAAUGACAAUGAUCUCUUCAUAGAUUUGGCAGCAAAAGUCAACCAAGAUGAUGGUCAGAAAGGUCCCAAGUCCCAUCUUGAAAUUCUCGCAGAGAUGCGGGAUUAUAAAAGACGACGGCAGUCCUACAGAGCCAAGAAUGUCCACAUUACAAAGAAAUCCUACACGGAGGUCAUCAGAGAUGUGAUUGGGGUCCACAUGGAAGAGCUUGCCACUCAUUGGCAGGAGGAGAACAGGGAUGCAGAAUCUUGUGAAGAUGAAAACUCGUCUCUUUCAGCAAAGUCUUCAGGAAGAAAACAUGAGCGAAGGUCUGCCUCGGUUGACUCAAGGCAGUCUUGUGGAAGCUCAAAGGAUUCUGAAUAUUCUAGACGUAAGGGAAACUCCAGCAGAAGUCCAGGCAAAAGAAAAAGAAGCCGGGAAAGGGAGCGAGACAGAGAUUCCCGAAGGAAAAGAGAGAGAGAUGAAGACAAGCAUCAUAGUCACAAAAGAAGAAAAUAAAACUUAAUGAGAGUAUUAAGAGUAUGCAGAAGUCAAGCAGUGUCUGUUUCAUCCCAAUAGCAUCACUUUGUGGCAGUGACAACUACGCCGUGCUGUGUCAACUACGUCAUCCAUUUAUAAAUGUCAUGUAAAAAUUCCUAUCCCAGUUCAACUUCCUUUACUGAGGAAGAGUGGAAGCGAGAUGUAAGGAUCACAGUAUGGGAGGGCAAAAUGAUCCACUUUGUUAAUAAUAGAAAUUACCACCAACACUGCUGUUUCUUUUAUUGCUCUGUAGAUAAAAUGUAGCAGUAAAGGGCAGGAAGAGUACACAGCACAUAACUGAUUGAGCCGGAUUCUAGAGAUCAAUGAAAAUGGUGUGAUAUAGCUUCGGUUUCUGCUUGGUGCUAUCUCAGAAUGGUGGCUUCCUUGCAAACUAGCUGGUGAUCUUGCUUCAAACGGAAAUCAUGUUAAUGUGUGUGUUGGGGGGGGGGGAGAGCGCAUGCCUGGUCUGUGCUUGAGUUAAGGCACCAUACUCCAUGGAAAAGCUGUCGCUAGCAUGCCUCUUUUCUGUAGUACCGCAGUUUUUCACAUCAGUUUUUCUCCACAUCUGGAUCAUCUGUCACUUGACCUGUAUCCCCAGUUGUUUGUUCAUAGGUUGGUUCAUAGAUUACAUUGUUUCUUUACCUGUUUUUAUAUAUGUAUAUCUUUUAAAAAACACUACAGCACUAUACAAAUAUAAUAAAAUGAAGCAAGUGGAAAACAGUUGAAAAAAGACAUUUCCUUUUAAUAUGGGCUAAUAAUCAUGGGCAGGAAAAAUCAGGCGACAUCUUACAUUGCCAUUCGAAGCAAAAGCAUCAGAAGAAAACAAAGUUGGUAGCCAUACUUAAUGAGCAAAGCUGUAAUUAUUUUCCUUUUGUGCCUUAACCAUGA